Messenger RNA from Gekko japonicus, 939 nucleotides. It is a transcript of the gene SYCE1, whose product is annotated as synaptonemal complex central element protein 1. Gene Ontology annotation, biological process: synaptonemal complex assembly. NCBI's taxonomy places the organism in Eukaryota, Metazoa, Chordata, Lepidosauria, Squamata, Gekkonidae. Gene Ontology annotation, cellular component: synaptonemal complex. The record is from RefSeq and is a predicted model, not a curated record.
AUGUUCGAAGGACUGACUUUCAAUUACAAAGGGAAAAAAGAAAAGAUUGACUCUUUGGCCAAGGCCAAAACCUUUUUGGAACUACAGCAGACUCCAGCAAAACCAAUAAGAGAAACCUUGGACAAUAAUGCUACAGAUGAAAGUGAAGAAAAAGCAAGUAGUGGCAGUUCCUACUCUACAUCGGUUUCAUUAGGUGACUUUAUGGACUCUGAAUCUGAACUAGGGGAGGCUGCCCCUAGAUCAUACAAAGUUAAACUGCCUGUCAAGAAGAAGAAGAAGCAGAACCAGAAGAAAAAACCUAAACUACGUGAGGAGCUCUCUGAGGCAAAUGAACAGAGCACAACACUGCAGAGGGAACUGGAAAAAUUGAAUGAAGAGGAGUCAAGGCUUGAGGAAAUCUUGAACGAGAAGAAAGCAGCCCGAAAGAUUGUGGAGCGGCACUCUGAAGAGAGAGAAGCAGAGAUGAAGAGACAACAGAAACUGAACCUGGAAAGCAAGGAGAGAACUGAGGAACUCGAGGCCAAGAUUCAGGAGGAGAAACUGAAGCAAAGGAAGCAGAGAAUGGAAUUUGAGCAGCGACUGGAAGAGCUGAUGGAGAAGCACAGGAGCCUCUGGGAGUGCUAUGUAAGAAAGAAGCCGAUGACUGAGGCUGACAAAGAGGUUUUGCUGGCCAAAGAGAAACUUAUCCAGGAGAAACUGGCUCGUGUGCAGGAUGAGUUGGAUUUGCUGAGGUGCUCUCCCUUCAAUGAAGAGCGGAGGUUUCUCAAGAGCCCCGCAGCAGCUUGUGCCAUGGAACUGUUUCAAGAAGAAUAUAAGAAAGCGACAGAGUAUCUGGAAACAACCACUAAGGAGAAUUCUGAUUUGCAGGAGAGGUGCAGGAGACUAAAAGCAGAACUGGAAAACCUAGGGGUACAGGAUGGUUGCCCCAAGGAAGACUAA